CCCCCCUACACCCCCCUCCUCCGCGGAAGUGACGCCUGCGCUUGGGUCGCUGCGCAGUUGUUCCUUCGGUGCGGCCGGCGCGGAGGAGCCGGAGUCGCCCGGCGGUCGCUGCCCUCCCGUCCCUCACAGUCCGGACCUUCCCGCCCGGAUACUCCUUCCCGUCCUCCGCUUCCCUCCGCCCGCAUCCAGGCACCCCCGGGACGGCCUCGCCGCAACCACGAAGCUCCGCAGCGCGUUACUGGAAUCAUGAAUCCUGUGUAUAGCCCUGGAUCUUCUGGGGUUCCCUAUGCAAAUGCCAAAGGAAUUGGUUAUCCAGCUGGCUUCCCAAUGGGCUAUGCAGCAGCUGCUCCUGCCUAUUCCCCUAAUAUGUAUCCUGGAGCAAAUCCUACCUUCCAAACAGGUUAUACACCAGGCACCCCAUACAAAGUAUCUUGCUCACCCACUAGUGGUGCAGUGCCACCAUAUUCUUCAUCACCAAAUCCCUACCAGACUGCUGUGUACCCAGUCCGAAGUGCCUACCCACAGCAGAAUCCAUAUGCACAGCAAGGCACUUACUACACACAGCCUUUAUAUGCAGCACCACCCCACGUAAUUCACCACACCACAGUUGUGCAGCCUAAUGGGAUGCCAGCAACUAUGUAUCCUGCUCCAAUUCCACCACCCAGAGGAAAUGGUGUGACCAUGGGCAUGGUGGCUGGGACUACUAUGGCAAUGUCAGCAGGUACUUUGUUGACAACUCAUUCCCCAACUCCAGUAGCCCCUCACCCAGUUACUAUGCCCACAUAUCGGGCUCCAGGAACACCAACCUAUAGUUAUGUGCCCCCACAGUGGUGAUCAUCCUGGCAGUCAGUGUUUGAAGAUGGGAGAUAUGCAAUCAAGAAACUGAGGUUUAAAAGUUGGUGCUGAAGCCCUCAUGCCUCCAACCAGGACUUUUCUUCUGAAUGCUUUCAACACUUGGCUAAACACUACUAAUUCCUGAUCACUGAAGAUUUUCCAGUGCUGCAUAUCUUACAUCUUGGAACUCCAGCAGUUAGUCUUAAAGCAAAUCCUGUUUUGUGGACUGUCUUGCAAUUUUUUAGCUUAUUAUAAUGAUAAAAAAGGGAGUAUAAAUUUAUUCUGAUCCGUAUCUAGUUGAAUGCAUGUUAAAAACACAAAAACAAAGCUUGCUCAAUCUACCUGCAGUGACUGAUGCAAAAACCAUCAUAUGCAAAUCCAAAGGAACCCAAAAGUAUUUUACAACUUGUAUCACCAAUGCACUGUUGUGAUGUAUGCAGGGUCUUCAAAGGCAGAUCCAUGACAGUGAGUUUCUUUCUCUGAUACCAUCCUAUACAUUAAAUAAGUGCUUCAGCCUUUUUCAGGCUGAUGGAGUUGCCAGUUUCAGAGGGAGGUAUUUUUUUAUUUAAGUGGUGAUGUAUUCUUUUCACAUUCAUCUGCUAAAUUGGAGUGACUGGAAACUUGAGUAAGCUGUAGAAACCCCACAUGGGUUUCCUUCUCAACCUUUUCAUUUGCAUUGCAUGGAUUCAGUGUUACACAGAGGUUCUUAAGGAUCAGAAUGAAACGACCAAGGUAACAGCUGCUGUGUGCCAGUAAACAAAACAAAAACUUCCUUGAGGCAAAGCUGACUGUUAGGAGGAGGUGACAUCACCUGCAGGAUGAAUUGCAUGUCCUGGGGAGAGAUUUAUCCAGUACUUUCACCUGAUGCAAAGUGGCAAAGUGAGACUGCCAGUGAGGCUGAGAGAAAAAAACACUUUUUAGUUCUCUGCUGAGGAAAUCCACGCUGUUUGUUUUUUUUCUUCACAAAAGUUGUAGUCAGUAGUCAGUUGUACAUGUGUCUGCAGUUGCUGUAGCUUGCUUUCCUGAAACUUCAGCAGUGCUAGGGCUUUCUGCAGCAGAGAGGAGGAGCUGAGCUGCAUGUUACCUGCAUGUUACUCUGAGGAAAGCUUGUGUGUCUGGUGAGUGUGUGAAAGGGGAACAAGUCAUCCUAACACAUUUCCUUAUUAGCUCCUUGCAGUAUGGUCUGUGGAAAUGCUGUAGUAGGGCUGCCAGAAUAUAGAGGUUUCAAACAGAUUUAUUUUUUUUCCUGAAAAUAUUUGCAAUUGAAGUAGGAGCCAUUUGUUGGUUAUAUAGCAUUUUGAUGUGUUAGCUUAGUAUUUUCCUUUAUUUUUUUUUUUUUUUACUUCCUGAAUUGCACUUGGAAGCAUGUAGAAUAAGAUUGACUGCAGGUUAGCAUUUCAUUGCAAUGCAUCACUUCUGAUAUAUUCUUUAUUUCAACUUCAAUUUUUAAAGAGUACCUCAAAGCAAAUGCUGUGGGGAUAAAGGGCUAGCCUUGGAACCCAUUUGUAUACCAAAAUUGUUCUGGGAAAGAUUUUAAAUUUUUAAAUUUGAAUAUUGCACAGAAAAUCAAGGUUUUUCUUAAAACCUGCUCAGCUUACAAUUCCAGAAGGAUGCAAUUUUGUGGUUUGUGGGGGUUUUUUAGGUUUUUUGGUUUUUUUGUGGGGUUUUUUUGUUUUUUUUAAAAUGCAUUCUGCCUGUAAUAAACUAUGCCAUAAAUGGUUAUCAAACGUUCCCUUUCCAGCGUUUUCACUGAGGUGUAUCAGGCCCUGUUCUUCUGUAGGUUACCUUCUGUUCAGAAGUGAAUUUUUUCAAGUUGUUUAUCUUAGUUGUGCUUUGUUUUGGGGUGUUCUGCACCUGUACAGAUUUGGCAGCUGUUUCAGGGUAAGAUCAGUGCUGAUUUAAUGCUGCCACCCCAGUACUCAGCCCUGGUAGGAGGCUUGUACCUUUCUAACACUUGGUGGUCAGAGCCUUCAGUAACUUUACUAUUUACAGUAGAAGCACUCAAUGUCUUUUGUACUUCCCUUUUUUGUUUUUUUAAUAAUUAAAUAAAAUUUAGGUUUAUUUUGCAUUAAUUACUGUCAGUCGACGGCCCCCUUAUUUCUUAUCCCUUGGACAUAACUGUUGGAAUAAGUCCUUUCCAAACUUCUGAGCACUUAUAUAGGGAUUUCUGUAUCUUUUUUUAAUAGGGAGCAGAAAAUCACCCCAGACAAACUUAGUGGAAUCUGUAAGUCCAAUGAAUCUGUAAAGCUUCACUGAAGUCUUUCCCAAUUCCUUUUGUUGUAGCAGGUUUGCAGCUUUGCUUUGUCAGAGAGUACAGUGAAUAUUGGUCCAUUUUAGUGAGUAGAGAGUGACCUUUUGUUGUCUUAGCAUGGUUUUAAGGAAGAGCUGAGGUGUGACAGAGCUGUGGUGGAGAGAAGCUGGGAAUUACAAGCUUGAAGCUUUUGUCACCCAGUCAACUAAAGCUUUGAAUAUCAUAGGAGAGAACUUUCAGGAAUGCUGCAAUAGGUAAAUAGUUAAGGAAUGAACACAACUUCUCUAGAUUUUUCUCUAACUUCAAGAUUCCUAAACAUCAUCUUGGAAUUGGGCUCUCUGUAAUAUUCCACCACAUUUAGGCAGUCUCACUUGAGCACUUUUUUUUUUUUUUUUUCUUUCUCCUGGGAUUCAUCCACAAAAGGGGGGAAACUGUACCUGUUUAGAAAGGUACCACACCUUCCAGUUGUGAUUGAUUCCAAGCUUCUGGAAGAGUGGAGCAUGUCUCCAGGAGUUGAUAUGGAAAGUAACCAAAAGCACAGUGCAGGGGAAAGGGGGGGAAUAUGUGUAUAUAUAACUAUCUUAAUGGUAUUUUGUCACAAAUAGUAGAAAGCAUGGAUAUCCAACUGCAGUGGGGGAAACUGUACAUCAUUAAAUAGGAGUUUACACAGUGAGGGUCUUAUGAAACAUUCUCUCCUGCUUUUUAUAUAACAUUCCCUAUUUAGAAUUCCUUUAUAAAUAAAUAAGCAGUAUGUGUUUGCACUAGAGCUCCUCAGCAAAUGAAAAGAGCCAGUGCAGUAGAGACAUUUCAGAUCAAGCUUCUCUUUAAAAAAAAAAGAAAAAAAAAAAAAAAAAAAAAAAAAAAAAGAAAGAAACAAAAAUUUUUAUGGCAGCUUUAUAUGAUUAAAAAAAAAAAGUACUACUUUAAACCUGGAACUGAAAAUAACUGUUUGCAGCAAUAACAGAGAAGUCCAAGAAACUUUUUUUUUUAAUUAUUUUUUUUUAAAUUCAAAUUUCAGGUGUUGAGUUGAAAGUAUUUUUUAAAAACUGAGGUAUUCCCUACAUCAGUGACAGCUGAUGAAAUUAUCUUUUAAAUAGAGCAGCAGCAAAGGAAAAAUGGGUAGUGAUUGGCACCAAAUCUGUGUAGCCCUAGUCAGUAGCAUAACACUAGGAAGGAAAAUGGAGAACCUACUACUAGAUCUUCCUUAUGCUUCUUGUAGCCAUCUCCUGUUUGAAGUUUUUUAGGAGACAUCCAGGAAUACUGUUUAAGAAAGCAUUUUGAGUUCCUUUUUUUUUUUUUAGUGUGCUAUGCAAGGUAAAUGCUUAGAUGCAGUGGUGGAUGAAAAAAACAAACCUUUAUUUCAGUUGAAGUCCUUCCUUGUAUUGCUUCAUCCACUGGGGAAAAAAAAACCAAAAAACAACACCAAAACCAAGCAGCAAAACAGGAGAGAACCAACCACCACCACCACCCCUAAGUACCACCGUGUCUUGGUGUUGUCUGACAACAGCUCAUGGUACAGUUGAACAGGGUACUCACCACUGACUGCUCUCCAGGGGACGUUCUGGUAGUGAGGUCACUUCAAGAAAUGGUAAAGAAUCCACUUGGAGCCACUCCCCAGUGCUCAAGCAGAGUUAUUAUUCACCAUUUUGGGGGGGUUUAGAAGACCCUAAACUUCAGGUUUCAGUCUCGUGGCCCAGAGGAGUGAAACCUCCCAGCUGGGAACAGCAGCACUGGGAGGAGGGGGAGAGCUCAGGGGUUGUUGGGGGGACUUUGCCCAGGUUGUAGGUUGUACAGGAGGCAAAACCCCAUGGUUGGAGUCAUGAGGCACCCAGGUGUGACCACGUUGAGGUGUUGGGGAACACCUGACAAGGUUGAAGCUCACUGAGGUUGUUGUCACUGCUGAGUGUCACCUUUCUAACCCAGGGUUUGAUCAGCUCUGAGCUCCCCACAGGGAUGAGUUAAUAGGAAAAAAAAAUAAAUUAAAAAAAGCCAAUUCACAGGAAGAGCUGGAGUGAAGUGAGGAUUUCUGGACAGCAAGCCUCACCAAAAAUCAAGUUAAUUCUGAGGUUUCCUCUGGAGCAGUGAGGACUCUCAGCAGGCUGGGUACACUCAGAAGAAAGUGAGGUGUGUUUUGUAGGAACAGUGCUGAUCUGGGGACAAGGAAACCUUUUAGUGUGUGUGUGUGUGUGUGUGUGGAACAGAACACUGAAACACUGGGAUUCCACGUGUAGUAAGAGCCGCUUUGUGGUAUUUUUAUUUUUAUUUUAAUAUUCUAAAUUUCUGGGCUCUGAAGUUUCAGCAUCUAGAAAGUGAAGAUGACUUUUCAAAACUGUUGUGACUUUGGGCACUUAGCAGGCAAACUGGGAAAGCUUUUUUUUAGCUGGCUGCUGUACAGACUUGUUUUAAGUAGAAUGGAUUUGUUAGUGAAUUACUUUUUUUCUUUUUUUUUUUUUGUAAUGCUAUUAUUGGCUGCCCUCAUGUCUAAGAUUUGAAAAAGUGCAUGCAAUGGAAGUACAAGAGGCCCCCAGUAAUAGUUCUCCAUGUUUGUUAUGAAAUAGACACAAGUUUCCUUUUUAAUUUUUUUUUUUUUUUUUUAAGAAAACAAAAAAAAACUGUCUUGCAAACAGUUGUAUUGGUACUUUUUUUUUUUUUUAAGUUUAGGUCAAUGUAGUCUUCCAAAAUAAGUUUUAUGACAUCACUCACUCCUGCAUUGAACAAUUGCAUCAACACAGAGUGGAGAUCCCAUUCUGAGCCAGUUCAAUUGUGAAAAUUCAUACUUUUUUUUUUAUUUUUUAUGCAAUUCAAUGAGUAGAUGAGCUCAGAUUUCAAUUCUUAAAAGCACGUUUAUUGUAACAAGAAUUGUUAUGUAUUAAUACUUCAGUUUUCAAUAAAGAUUGACUUGUGUUGCUUA
Messenger RNA from Calypte anna (Anna's hummingbird), 5996 nucleotides. It is a transcript of the gene FAM168B, whose product is annotated as family with sequence similarity 168 member B. The record is from RefSeq and is a predicted model, not a curated record. Lineage: Eukaryota; Metazoa; Chordata; Aves; Apodiformes; Trochilidae. The coding region runs from base 247 to 834 and encodes 195 amino acids. The transcript has 7 exons.